CUGAUGCCUUUCCCUUCGCUUUCCGGACCGGGCCAAGGCUCCGUGGUGAGGUGGUGGCCUCAGGAGCCUGGGCCAUGGCGACCCGAGCCACCGGAGCUGCGGGACCUGGGGCACCCCUGGGGUUGGCCCUGCUGCUGCUGCUGCUGCUGCUGGGGCCCCGGCUGUCGGCCGGCGGCCCCGGGACUCCGCCGCUCUUCAACGUCAGUCUGGACGCGGCCCCGGAGCUACGCUGGCUGCCGAUGCUGCAGCACUACGACCCGGACUUCGUGCGCUCCGCGGUGGCGGAGGUCAUCAGCAACAGGGUUCCCCAGUGGGUCCUCGAGAUGAUUGGAGAGGUGGUGUCCAAGGUGGAGAGCUUCCUGCCCCAGCCCUUCACCGACGAGAUCCGUGGCAUAAGCAACUUCUUCAACAUCAGCCUGGCCGAGGGUAUCUUGGUCAACCUGGCCUAUGAGGCCUCGGCAUUCUGCACCAGUAUUGUGGCUCAAGACUCCCAAGGCCACAUUUACCAUGGCCGGAACCUGGACUACCCUUUUGGAAAUGCCUUGCGAAAGCUGACGGUGGACGUGCAGUUCCUAAAGAACGGGCAGAUUGCCUUCACGGGGACUACUUUCGUUGGCUAUGUCGGACUGUGGACAGGUCAGAGUCCACACAAGUUUACAGUUUCUGGCGAUGAACGAGAUAAAGGCUGGUGGUGGGAGAAUGCCAUCGCUGCGAUUUCUCUGGGACACUCUCCGGUCAGCUGGCUUAUCCGCAAAACCCUGAGUGACUCAGAGAACUUUGAGGAGGCUGUUUACACUCUGGCCAAGACGCCCCUCAUUGCUGAUGUUUACUACAUCGUUGGGGGCACCGCGCCCCGGGAGGGGGUAGUCAUCACCAGGGACAGAGGUGGCCCAGCGGACAUUUGGCCUCUUGACCCUUUGAAUGGAGCGUGGUUCCGGGUUGAGACAAAUUAUGAUCAUUGGAAGCCUGUACCCAAGAGGGAUGACCGAAGAACACCAGCCAUCAAAGCCCUAAAUGCCACAGGGCAAGCACACCUCAGCCUGGAGGCCCUUUUCCAGGUUUUAUCUGUGUUUCCUGUUUAUAACAACUACACAAUCCAUACUACGGUGAUGAGUGCUGCCGAGCCCGACAGGUACAUGACCAGGAUCCGAAACCCAAGCUAAAGGUGGUUAUUUUCAAAGAGCUGCAUUUGAAAGACCAGAACAGAGAGAGUGUCGCACUGUUGUGUGAGGAUGUGGGCUUCCUCCUCAUGCUGCUUUUCUGCCUGGGCCUGGGAGGGGAUCUCUUAGCGCCUGUGUGGAGCACUGGAGAGUCCCCCCUUGUCUUGCAGCCUCCCCACUUCCUGGUCCCUGUGAUCUUCAUUAACAACCCGCCCUGGCGGGAAC
Messenger RNA from Peromyscus eremicus (cactus mouse), 1385 nucleotides. It is a transcript of the gene Naaa, whose product is annotated as N-acylethanolamine acid amidase. NCBI's taxonomy places the organism in Eukaryota, Metazoa, Chordata, Mammalia, Rodentia, Cricetidae. Gene Ontology annotation, molecular function: fatty acid amide hydrolase activity. The transcript has 11 exons. Gene Ontology annotation, cellular component: lysosome. The coding region runs from base 75 to 1163 and encodes 362 amino acids. The record is from RefSeq and is a predicted model, not a curated record. Gene Ontology annotation, biological process: fatty acid metabolic process.